Molecule: messenger RNA, 5019 nt
Organism: Patella vulgata (common limpet)
Lineage: Eukaryota; Metazoa; Mollusca; Gastropoda; Patellidae
Product: cys-loop ligand-gated ion channel
Exons: 10
Coding region: 639-1871 (410 amino acids)
Biological process (GO): regulation of membrane potential; chemical synaptic transmission; signal transduction
Cellular component (GO): membrane; neuron projection; synapse
Molecular function (GO): transmembrane signaling receptor activity; extracellular ligand-gated monoatomic ion channel activity; neurotransmitter receptor activity
Source: RefSeq, a predicted model, not a curated record
UAAACCGUUCAAUGCACCAGGAAUAUUUUAAGAACUUGGGUAUUUUUGGCUGUGCUGCUUCGAGAGUUCUCACUUAACGUUAAAGCUAGCUCAUGUUUCGUGCCGUCAGCUGACUAACUGUAUUUGUAUCUCCCCGAGUUUCCUCUACUGUCAGGAAGGUAUAAUCUGAUUUAUUUAAUACGCGUAGUAGGAUUGAGUGUAAAGGGUAGUUACUAUACUCAAUUAGUGUAAUUUACUUUAGGUGUUUUCAGGAUAUCAAGUAUUGAUUCAAUAUUAUACAGAAUAGUAGAAUUUAUUGUGAUCGUAGAAGUAUAUUGGACGGAUUUCAAACCUCUUUAGAAAGCGGUAUUAAAAUAUCAGUGCUGGAUCUGCAUUACAUUUACAACUUCAGAGUAUAACAUUCGCUUGAUAACCUUGAGAGAAUACGUCGCCUUAAAAUACACUAGUAGCUGUUUUUCCAUAAGUAUGUGUUUUUGUUUUACUCUAUCCAGUUACUCAAUGCCACUUAAAGAUUAUGCUCAAAAGUGAUGAACAAAAAUUGUGAAAAACAUUGUGGUAACUUCCAGAGAAGUUAAAUUAUCAUUAAAAGGUGUGUCAUUUGGAUUAUAUUAAGCGCCCACUGUGUUUCAAGCAUCUACAUGUUUCCGUGUAGUAAUGUUAUGGCAAGUGUAGCUUACAACUUCAUGAACGUGGAUUCAAACGCUCACAGUAAACGCUACAGUGAUAAUGAGGAUAAUAAAAGAGUGUCGUGUACAGUCGACAUGGAAUCGGAUACGACAUCGUUAAGGCGAGCAAAGAAAAGAGGGAGAAAAAAGUCAACAAAUACGGCAGAUGGACAUAAAAAUAAGGUGCGAGUACAGGUUUGGGUACAGUUUUUUAAAGUUGGUGAAAUAGACACAUUAAAAGAACAGUAUACGGCAGAUGUCAUUGUUCGGGCAAAAUGGCGAGAGCCAUUAUUAGAUGGCGAAACUCAGCAAUCGGGUGUGGAAAUAGCAGAUUUUAGUAAAUACUGGAAUCCUAAAUUAAGUAUAGAGAAUACAAUUGGUGAUCCUAAAGAAGUAGUGCGGUAUCGGGUUGUGUUUAAUAACAGAGGUGAUGCCUUCGUUUCUGAAAAAAGAACAAUUAAAGGAACAUUUAUGGAAAACCUGGAACUCAACGAUUUCCCCUUUGAUGUUCAGGAUUUAACGGUUACUGUUGCAUCAGAACUUCCAUCUUAUGAAGUUGAUUUAAUAGAGGAUCACGAUAAUCGUCAUAUUGUAAAUCGUCUUAGUUUUGUCGAUGAACAAGAAUGGCAUUUGUAUGUACACACGGAGUGUGAGAAAAAAGACUUAAUAAUUGACCAGAUGGAGAUGGCAAUAAAAAGAUCGGCUCUCUCCGUCAAAUGUCGGGCAGCUAGACGACCGGGUUAUUUUGUAUGGAAUAUAUUUAUGGUUACAUUUUUGAUCUGUAGUUUAUCCUUCGCUACAUUCUCAGUUAAAAAAGAUCUUCCCCAAAAUCGACUACAACUUUCAUUUACACUCGUCCUUACAGCUGUAGCCUUUAAAUCAGUUGUUAAUCAAAGUUUACCACGGAUAUCAUAUCUCACUUAUAUGGAUAAAUAUCUAUUAGCGUCCAUGGUUAUGUUAUCUACUGUAUGUGCGUGGCAUGGCAUAGUAACUUUAUUACCAAACAAAGAAAGGGCUGAUUUUAUAGAAAAUGUAGUAUUAGGCUGUUUAACUAUUGUGUAUGUCUUCUUUAAUGUCGGAUUUGUUAUACUCAUUUAUGUGUUUCCAUUCAGAAAAAGGCGAACCAUGCAACAAAAAGAUCGAGAAUAUAAGUUACGACACAAACACAAAAAAGGUGUAGAAACCUAUUGUGGACAAUAUUGUUAAUAAUUGUCACAAGGGAGCAUAGUGAAUUAAAAAGAGCUCGCGUAAUAAAAAGAUGAAACCACAACCUUCUGGAGAUAUGUAACAUCUUAUACUACUUCCUUUCUACAUUGGCAAAAAUGGCAUCGGUGUUACCAUGAGGCCGAUUGGCCAAAAAGGAAGUCGGGAAUUGGUCGGAAGCAUAGAUUAUUUCAGAUGUGGACGAACGUCGACAGAGGACAUGGUCGUGAAUUAGAAUGAAAGACACCCAUGCGUUGAAAAUGAAAGUAUCUGAAAUCUCAACAACCGAGCUAGCCGAGCCCGCCACGAAGAAACAGUGCCCGAGUGCCAACCGAUCAUGGUGCACCCCACAAGAAUCAAAUCUGUCUAUCUUAUUGAUUUGUUUUAUGACAUAACCCUCAAGUGACUGAAAUCAGCCAACAACACCAACUGUGCUGUAUUUGUACAACCCCAAUUUACACACCUAAUGGCCUAAACGAUAUACCAUCCCUCAUUUCCAGCUAUUCUAUCAGAAAUACACUAUCAUUAAUCCCGGACCAUGAUGUUAAGAACAAAUAUUCAGGAAAAUGUUCUCAUUGUAGUCGAGCUACAUAAAUAACAUCGUUAGUUCUGCUCUUUGGUGUUGUCUUUAUAUGGUAUUGAAACAAAUGUUCUGUUUUGUAAAUUUCAUUUAAAUUAAAUGGAUCCGAAAAUUAAAAUAAUUUCUAUAUCCGUCACAACAUCUCAACUAGGAUGCGUAUGUGAUGUUGUAUAAUUUUCACAACACUGGCUACCUUCUUUGGUCAAAUAUAUGUAAAUGAAGGGGAGAAUCCUCAUUUAUUGGAGCAGAAUAGAGCCAUUUAGUGAAAUCAUGUAUAUGUAUGUUCGUGUUAUAUAAUUGUUACAUAAUCUUUGUAUUUAUUGAAAUAAUCUUUAUGACAAAAAUGAUAUUUCUUUGCUGAGGUCUAUCUUUAAAGGAACUUUAUCAUAGUUUUGUAUUCCAAACAACUGUUUAAUGUUUACCAGCUCUAAGUUAGAGAUGGAAUAUUUAAAAACAUUUGAAGCAAUAAAUAUGCAACAGUAUUCCGUCUGCAGGUAAAAGCUCAUAAUAUAAUCGUAUGUUAAAAUACAAGUUCUUGUAUUGAAUAGUUUGUUAUAUUAAGAAAUAUACUUGUGUUUAAGGAUGUUGAUAAAAUAUACUUUUAAGCAGUUAAAACUGCUUAACACAUUUAUAAUUAGAAAAGGGUGAUGCAGGCGAACCAUGUUGUGAAACAAUGAGGUAAUAUUAAACAGUCCUCAUUUUGAACGAAAUUGUUGAAUCUUUAUCUUUAUGUGAAAAAUUGUUCUCCUUUUCUUACAAAUUUACUUAUGAAUUCUUCUGUAUUCAGAAUGUAUCCACAGAAUAAUGCAAACGAAAACCAUCUUGGUGACGUUUCGUCACUAAAUUAUUACAAAUAGGUGAAUAGUUAGACUUUAUUUAUCCUGAUAACUUGGAGAUUAGAGUGCCGUCUAUAAUUUGACUAACAUCAUUGACUCCCAAGUUUACCAUAGUAGAUUUUCAUUUCUACCCAUCACCAGGUUAUACAUCCUCGGUAUUCUACUCCACCAAUCCCUGGGUCCAUUCACGGGUGAGAUACGUAGUCAAAUUAUCCGCCCUUGAUAACUGUGCUAUUUUUAUCGGCCAAUCCAAAAUAGAAAGUGAGUAGGCGAAGGGAAGUAACUCGCAUUUUGUUGAAACUAAGAUCGCCGACAUUUUUUGUGUGCAUGUCACUUCUUUGACAUUAAACUUCUUGCAUACGUUCUCAUAAUCCAACGCAUAUUCUGCUGUAUUGUGGUGAACAUAAACUAUGAUGCUAAGACUGGUAUGUUCUCUGGGGGGUUUUAUUGGUUCGUAGAAACAACCUACGUGGCCAAUGAAAUCAUCAAAGGCAGAUAAUUUGAUUUUCGUGAAUAAACCCAGUUGUUAGUGGAGUAGAACGGAACAAUGCAACGGGGGUUACCGACUGUGCAGUUUAUGGGGUAUGUUUCUCAGCUUAACGGGCAUGACAAAUCAUGCUCGUUUUAUAAGGACUGCUUGGCUCUUGACAAAUGUCGAAAUUGUUCAAAUAGGUAUAUUCAUUUACCAACUCGAAUUCAAUGUCUGUUUGCAUUUUAAUAAUGUUAUGGUUGUAUCCGCUAUCGUUACAAUCUUUUGAUUAUGGCAUUUUUAUGUGGCAGAUCGAUUUUGUCGAAUUCAUCAAUAACAUCAGCAUAAGGAAUGUGAAUAUAUCAGAAUAAGCUGAUUGUAUAUUGAUGAGUGGUACUUUUCAGUAUCGGAACAGCUUCCAAACAAUGUCAGCCAUUAUACCCAAGGUAAUAAUGUUGUGUUUUGGUUUAAAGGAGCUAAAUCGCUAAUAUUUCGGACCUAGAAAUUGACACAAAUGGGUCGCAAUGCAUAUGAUAAUGUACAUAAACUGAUUUACAUUCAAUCCUUUCUGUCUAUACUGUAAUUUCUAAUCAGGUAUGUUCGGCGAAAUACGACAGAAGUCUCAAUUGAAUGUCAAUUUCUAGCGUCUGGUUAUUCCAGUCUACACCGAUAGUAUUUAUAGUGCAUGCUCUCCAGAUAAGAAUAUGGCGUCACCGUUUGACAUGACUUGUGGAAUAUGUCUAGUCUCGUUCUUUAAGUCCCUUGUUACUAAUGGCGCUGAAACGCAUUAUGGUACACGAUUCGUGUACCAAUGGUAAAAUGUUUAAUUUGUCAUAAAAUAGUGGAUAUCAGAAGACUAUCUUUUCCCGGUAAGAUCACAACAUCAAUGUAGAUUUUGAUUCACAAAUAAUUCGUGUUUCCAAUGUCAAAGACUUUGGAUGAUAUUGAGUUAGAGACUUGGGUACUUUAACAUAACAGCUUUAAGUACUUCAAAGGGAUACUAUAAAAUUUAUUUUAAAGUAAUAAUCAUUCUAUAACGAAACCAUUUUAUCAAUAAUUGUUAAAUUAAGAAAUGUUCAUGUGUAUAUAUAGUUAAAAGUAUAUUAGAUGUAGACACAGUGUAUAUCGGUCUAUAUUAUAAUACAUGUAUCGUCUUUUAUUCUACCAGUGUUUCUAUAGAACAACUGCUCAAAAUAUUAAUACACGUAUGUCUUUUGUCCAUGUUUUUUUUCUUAUAAUUCAAAAUAUUAUGAUUAAAAUCAUCCA